AGCCAGUCAGGUCAGCAAGAUACAACCACAAGGAACCAGGACUGAAGAAGAGGAUCUCACUCUCUCUCAGACACACAUUUCUUCUCAUCUACCCGCAUAUUAACAGAAACAGGUCACAAUGUUUGGCAUCCACUCCCUGGCUGGUGUUCUCCUCCUGGUCAUCAUACAGAGCAGUUGGCAAGUUCCUCUGCAAGAGGCUGAGGACAACUCAAGCUUAGAGACAGCAGACUCACUAUUGGAGGAUUUGAGGGGCGUGCCUAACAUGAAGAGACAUUCCGAGGGAACCUUCUCUAACUACUACAGUAAAUACCAGGAAGAAAGGAUGGCUCGGGACUUUCUUCAAUGGCUUAUGAACUCCAAGAGGAGUGGUGCUCCAUCCAAACGCCAUGCCGAUGGGACCUACACCAGCGACGUGAGCACCUACCUACAGGACCAGGCGGCCAAGGACUUUGUUUCCUGGCUCAAAUCAGGACCGGCCAGACGAGAAUCUGCAGAGGAGAGCAGGAAUGGCCCAAUGAGCAGAAGACAUGUAGAUGGGAGCUUCACCAGUGACGUGAACAAGGUCCUAGACAGCUUGGCUGCCAAAGAGUAUUUACUCUGGGUCAUGACCUCCAAACCCUCAGGGAAAAGUAACAAACGUCAAGAAGAUCAUUGAAAGAAGACAAACGCUUCCUUGUUCAAGAGAAACGUGGAUACUGUGCUACAAAUGAUAAGCCUUGACAAAAACUGAAAGCCAUACUAAAAAGCCAUACUGCUUAGCAUUGUUGUAACGUUGAUACAAUGUUGGAAAUACUUACAUUGUUUACUCUACAUUAUGUGAUAAAAAAAACAGAUAAUGUAUUCUUCCUUAACUUUGUGGUGCAUUUAUGCAUCAGUUGUCAAAUUAUACAAAUAUUUUUCUAUAAAUUAACAUUAUUUUCUAUAUUUGUAAUGUUGAAAAAAAAAGGGAACAUGGUAAAAACUCAGAUAUAAUGUGCAAAAUUAUCUGGUAAAUUUGUGUGAAUUAGGUUUUUUAUCCUAUAUGUAUCAAAACCUGCUCUGCAAAAUUAAACUCUUUCAUUGUG
This is a messenger RNA of Oncorhynchus tshawytscha (Chinook salmon), 1064 nucleotides long. Its product is annotated as glucagon-2. Bases 119 to 655 code for a protein of 178 amino acids. Lineage: Eukaryota; Metazoa; Chordata; Actinopteri; Salmoniformes; Salmonidae. Gene Ontology annotation, cellular component: extracellular region. Gene Ontology annotation, molecular function: glucagon receptor binding; hormone activity. The transcript is spliced from 6 exons. Gene Ontology annotation, biological process: response to starvation. The record is from RefSeq and is a predicted model, not a curated record.